CUCUGUGUGCCGAGAAACGCGCCCAGAACACCUCCUCUCCAGGAAACUUGUAGGGACAGACUCGGCUGAACCGAAGGGCGCAAAGUGUCUCAACACGUGAUGGGAGCUGGCCACGGCGACCCCUGGUUCGCCGUGACUCGCUGAGACUUAAUCAAAAGUCAGCGUUAACUGCCCUCAUUUCCCUACCAGGAGGUCAAAAAUUAGGAGAGGAGGGUGCCAGAUUGGAAUGAGAGUGAAUGCCAGCAAAUGAUGCGCCUCGCGCGCCCAGGUCACCCUCCCCCACGUGCGCACAUCUCCAGCGACCCCUCCCCGGGAAGCCUAUGAGGCCGCGCCGCAAAAGAAGAGGGAGGAAUAUACAUCUUGAAGUUGGAAAAGACUCAGACCCGGUUACCCCUUCCUUUGCUGCUGAACUUUUCGUUUUGGUCCCCUGCAGGCGGGCGUGAGUUUCGCCCACCCCCUUGCUUACAUUCCUUCAAGAUUCGACAAGCCCUCCUCCACGGUAGACCUCUCUCCCCUUUCCCUUUCCCGCUCGCUCCAGCGGCAGCGAGGCCUUCCACCCAAACACCUCCGGGCUGGAGAUCUCAGUUACAAAGUUGGCGAGCGGGUAGUGAGUCCGAGAAGGACCACGGCGACCAACUGUGUGCCCGGCGGCUGUCCUCUGCUUGGUCCGCACGUGAGCGAUUCCCUAGGGCGCCACCCCUCGUCUCCAUCCCAGGCACGGAUGCGCGGCUCCCGCGCACUCGCGGCUCCCUAGCGGCGAAAGGGAGAAUCAGCACAGCGGGUGGAGAGAGGAAGGGUUCGCGGGUGGGAGGAACCCCCCUCGGGAGCCCGGGAAAUCCCGGCUUGCCAACCCCCUCCCCCCCAACUUCGAGGCGCUCUCCGGCAGCGGCGGCGAGGAUGGAGCUGCCUCCCCGGGGCCGGGCGCCGCUGGACUCCUCGCUGGACAGCGCCUCCCUGACCUCGCUGGACUCCAGCGUCUUCUGCAGCGAGGGUGAAGGGGAGCCCCUGGCGCUCGGGGACAGCUUCACCGUCAACGUGGGCGGCAGCCGCUUUGUGCUCUCGCAGCAGGCGCUGUCCUGCUUCCCGCACACGCGCCUGGGCAAGCUGGCCGUGGUGGUGGCCUCGUGCCGGCGCCGCGGGGCCCUGGCCGCCGUGCCCAGCCCCCUGGAGCUCUGUGACGACGCCAAUCCCGUGGACAACGAGUACUUCUUCGACCGGAGCUCGCAAGCCUUCCGCUACGUCCUGCACUACUAUCGCACCGGCCGCCUGCACGUCAUGGAGCAGCUGUGCGCGCUCUCCUUCCUCCAGGAGAUCCAGUACUGGGGCAUCGACGAGCUCAGCAUUGACUCCUGCUGCCGGGACAGAUACUUCAGAAGAAAGGAGCUGAGUGAAACAUUAGACUUUAAGAAGGACACAGAAGACCAGGAGAGUCAGCAUGAGAGUGAACAGGACUUUUCCCAGGGCCGUUGCCCCACCAUCCGCCAGAAGCUCUGGAACAUCCUGGAGAAGCCUGGGUCAUGCACAGCGGCCCGAAUCUUUGGGGUCAUCUCCAUCAUCUUUGUGGCGGUGUCCAUCGUCAACAUGGCCCUGAUGUCAGCCGAGUUAAGCUGGCUGGACCCGCAGCUGCUGGAAAUCCUGGAGUAUGUGUGCAUCAGUUGGUUCACGGGGGAGUUUGUCCUGCGCUUCCUGUGCGUGAGGGACAGGUGCCGCUUCUUGAGGAAGGUGCCGAACAUCAUAGACCUCCUUGCCAUCUUGCCCUUCUACAUCACUCUCCUGGUAGAGAGCCUGAGUGGCAGCCAGACUACGCAGGAGCUGGAAAACGUGGGGCGCAUCGUCCAGGUUUUGAGGCUGCUCAGGGCUCUGCGCAUGCUCAAACUGGGCAGGCAUUCCACAGGUUUACGCUCCCUUGGAAUGACAAUCACCCAGUGUUACGAAGAAGUUGGCCUGCUGCUCCUGUUUCUAUCUGUGGGAAUCUCUAUAUUUUCAACUGUGGAAUAUUUUGCUGAGCAGAGCAUCCCCGACACAACCUUCACAAGUGUCCCUUGUGCCUGGUGGUGGGCCACAACGUCCAUGACCACCGUGGGAUAUGGAGACAUCAGACCAGACACCACCACGGGCAAGAUUGUGGCCUUCAUGUGUAUCUUAUCGGGAAUCCUUGUCUUGGCCUUGCCCAUUGCUAUUAUUAACGACCGCUUCUCCGCUUGCUACUUCACCCUGAAGCUCAAGGAAGCAGCUGUUAGACAGCGUGAGGCUCUGAAGAAACUUACCAAGAACAUAGCCACUGACUCAUAUAUCAGCGUGAACUUGAGAGAUGUCUAUGCCCGGAGUAUCAUGGAGAUGCUUCGACUGAAAGGCAGAGAAAGAGCAAGUACUAGGAGUAGUGGAGGAGAUGAUUUCUGGUUUUGAAUUCACUUUCAGUUUACUUACAAAACUUGUGUAAAACUAACUUGAUUGAUAAAGCCUUGAUAUGGAUGUCUGUACACUGCCGCUGAGUCUAUUUUGAGUCCUGCCUGUGUUCAUUUUAGUUGACUCAUUGCUUGGUCCUCUAGAAUAGUCCACAUCCCCCCAAAACAACAGCACAUUGUUCUGACACACUUGAGUCUCAAAAAUAGCCAUUUAACACAACCCAAGGCAACGAGGCCAAUCGACACAUGUUGGAAUUGUCAAAUAUAAAAUAAUAGUGCAAUGCAUACAAGAACAUUAAACGUUUUCCUAUCACUAAUUUUUAGAGUCUUUUGCACCUCUAAUUUUAAAGGAUGGACAUUAAACGGCAUAGCCCAGAGCAAAGAUAAGUGAACAUUGAAGAUCAUGGUGGACAAUUUUGCUAUAAAAAGAUACUCUCCAAGUAAGUAAAUCACUCCUUUAUUGAACAGUUAAAGCUGCUGAAUAUAACAAUUAGCUUUUCGAGAGAAAAUCCUGAUUUGAUGAUCAUAGACUGAGUGCCCGUCUUUCCUCUGGUGCAGACAUUGGUCCCAAAUGGACUGAGUUCUGUGUUCCAUCAUUAGUUUUGAAGGUAGAACCCAAACACUACCUAGGCUGUGGUAGAAGAGUGCUAACUAAAGGCUUCGAGAAUUGCACUUCCUCAUCAUUCCCAUGGAGUGCAUGUGUGGAGCAUAAAGGCGAUAUCUCUUUAUACUCCAUGGAAACUAGAUGGUCUUUAAAUAUCUCAUUAUUGACUCAGUGUUCAAGUUAUGUCUUUAAAAUGGUGACUUUGUAAGUAAAGAUGAA
Messenger RNA from Dama dama (fallow deer), 3228 nucleotides. RefSeq names its product potassium voltage-gated channel modifier subfamily V member 1 (gene KCNV1). The record is from RefSeq and is a predicted model, not a curated record. Gene Ontology annotation, molecular function: voltage-gated potassium channel activity; protein binding. NCBI's taxonomy places the organism in Eukaryota, Metazoa, Chordata, Mammalia, Artiodactyla, Cervidae. Gene Ontology annotation, biological process: potassium ion transmembrane transport; protein homooligomerization. Gene Ontology annotation, cellular component: voltage-gated potassium channel complex; membrane. The transcript is spliced from 3 exons. The coding region runs from base 898 to 2406 and encodes 502 amino acids.